Molecule: messenger RNA, 1886 nt
Organism: Panicum virgatum (switchgrass)
Lineage: Eukaryota; Viridiplantae; Streptophyta; Magnoliopsida; Poales; Poaceae
Product: WAT1-related protein At3g02690, chloroplastic-like
Exons: 7
Coding region: 142-1380 (412 amino acids)
Cellular component (GO): chloroplast; membrane
Source: RefSeq, a predicted model, not a curated record
GCGCCACGGGCUCACGGCUUUGCGGCGGACCCAACGAGAAGAUCCCACGUGGCCUCGUCUCCUCCUCGGCUCCGCGCCGCUCCUCCCUCCCGCUCCCACCGGCCACCGUCCCGCGCCCGGGGCCCCCGCCCUUCGGCCACCAUGCCCGCCGCCGCGUGCCCCGCGCCCGCCCGCCUCCUCCUCCUCCCCCUCCCGCUCCCUUCCCCUCCCCGCUUCCCACCCCUCGCCUCCGCCCGCAGCCGCCUCCGCGCCCUCGCCCCCGGCCCCGCCCGCCGCCCCUCCGCCGUCCGCGCGCGCCGCGAGUCCUCUCCGCCCUCCCCUCCCGCCCCGGUCCCCGCGGAUUCGCUGGACUGCGUCGGCACGGGCUCCGACGUCGAGUGCUUCGUCGACGCCGGCGCCGAGGACGCCGCCCCCCUCCUGAAGGCCGGCGAUGGGGAGGGCGACGCGGCGGCCCCGGCCUCCCCCGCGGCCGCGGGGAAGGAGCUCUGGGAGUGGGCGUCCCUGGUGUCGCCCUUCUUCUUCUGGGGCACGACCAUGGUGGCCAUGAAGGGGGUCAUCCCCCGGACGGGGCCCUUCUUCGUCGCCGCGCUGCGCCUGCUCCCGGCCGGCGCGCUGCUCGUCGCCUUCGCCGCCGCGCGCGGCAGGAAGCAGCCCUCCGGCUGGGACGCCUGGCUCGCCGUCGCCGCGUUCGGGCUCAUCGACGCCGCCUGCUUCCAGGGCUUCCUCGCGGAGGGAUUGCAGAAGACGUCGGCUGGACUCGGGAGUGUCAUCAUCGACUCGCAGCCACUGACAGUUGCUGUCCUCGCAUCACUGCUCUUUGGAGAGUCGAUCGGCGCGAUAGGUGUUGGAGGACUCGUGCUGGGUGUCGUUGGUCUCUUGCUUCUUGAGGUUCCAGCAUUGUCAGUUGAAGGAAAUGACACAACAAUCUGGGGAAGUGGAGAAUGGUUGAUGUUCCUCUCAGCUCAAAGCAUGGCAGUUGGAACUAUCAUGGUCCGCUGGGUGUCAAAGUACUCUGAUCCAAUUAUGGCAACAGGAUGGCACAUGAUUAUAGGUGGGCUUCCUCUGCUGGUUAUAUCUGUUCUGAACCAUGAUCCUGCUCUGAGUGGACAUAUUCAAGACCUUACAUGGAGCGACAUAUUAGCACUUGGCUAUACAUCUAUAUUUGGCAGUGCUGUCAGCUAUGGUGUAUACUUCUACAAUGCUACUAGAGGUAGCUUAACCACACUUAGUUCUCUCACUUUCUUGACCCCCAUGUUUGCAUCCAUAUUCGGGUACCUCUACCUCGGCGAGACCUUCUCAUCUGUACAGAUUGGUGGUGCACUUCUCACAUUGGUUGCCAUCUACAUGGUUAACUACAAAAGCAUUGUAGGCGAGAAGUAAGAGGUUAUCUGCAUAGUCAUGCCGGUGUCUAUCGCAUACAGGCGAUUGGCUGCUGCAUGCAGCACCUAUAAUCACUCGUUGGAGCUAGACAGGAAUCUGAAGACUAGAAUUGCAGGGAGAACUAUACAGGUUGGAGAGAGAUGCGCUCCAUUGCAGGUUUAGAUUGAAACGGCAGUAUAAUUUGGAGCAAAACCAAACAGGUCCUGUCAGCUCCGUCAACAUGAUUAGAUUGCCUGGUUGGGUUUGGGUCCUCGCACAGUCGCACACUUCUGGGUUAGCAAGGACAAAGCAGUAAUCUUUUUCUCUGUUUGCACAUCGCACGCCUAUUUGGGGCAGAGAAAAAUUAGGAUUCAAGCUGUAGUUGCUAAGCAUUAUCAGCUAGGGGGGAGUCCACCCGGUUGUACGUAGAGGAAAUUCCCUAUUUGAAUGAGUGGUUCCUUCUUUGGGCCUCAAAAUUUUUCUAUUCCCUAUUUGACACUGAGUUAAAGUUUUGUUUCCCUUUUCGA